CGCAGUUUCAUUUCUCAAGCAGGAAGCCGCAACUCCUGGUUGAAUCUUGUCUCCAAAGCAACUGGUUGAAAAUUAGUACUUCAUUUACUCCUGAUUCAACUCAUUAAAACAGGUGCAGAACAAUGGCUCUGACAACCAGUUUGCCAUGGAAUGUGGAAAAGAGGCUGCAAAAAUUUCUUGAAAAUGUUUCUUUUACACUUCUUUAUACGUCUAAGGUUCAUCAAUGGGGCAUUUCUGAAUUUCUUACUAUGUGCGCUAGCCAGGGACCUACUCUAACAGUGUUUCACAUAGAUAGUUAUAUUGUUGGGGUCCUGAUGACUGGUAAUUAUCCAAGAAGAUCUGAAAAUUCAGUAGGACCCAUUUCUUCCUUAUUUUUUUCAUAUAUAUGUGACAAAAAGAGUACAAUGUCAACUGAAUUUUUAAAUAUAAAACACAUUAGAAGUCAUAAAAGCAUACUUAUAUUUGACUUCUUUGAUAAUAACACUUUCCAUUUUAAUCCCUACGAAAAUAAAUUUAUCUUACAUGAUUCAUUAGCCAAGAAAUUACUAGGUUACUCUUCUGAUAAAUUCAUAUAUCGUGAAUGUGAAGUUUUUCGGGUUGAAGGAAUUAAAUUUGGUGAAGGCUACUUAAGCAAGCUAGCAAGAGCCGAGCAGCACAGGCAUAGUCUCCUAGAAGAUCUCAGAAACUUCAAGGUCUAUAGAGAGUUAUUUUCAGAAAUUCAUAUUCUUUUGUUGGGUCCCAUUGGGUCUGGAAAAUCCAGCUUUUGCAAUUCAGUGAAGUCUAUAUUCCAAGGCCAUGUGACUCGUCAGGCUCCAGUGGGAUCUGAUUUCUGCAGUAUUACUGAACAAUAUAGAAAAUAUUCCAUUGGAGAUGGAAAAUAUGGUAAAUCUCUGCCAUUUGUGUUGUGUGACACUAUGGGCCUUGAUGAUACAGAGGGAGCAGGAUUGUGUGUGGAUGAUAUACCCCACAUCUUAAAAGGAAGUAUGCCAGAUAGAUAUCAGUUCAAUCCUCAAAAAUCAAUUACACCCCAGAACCCUACCUUCAUAACCUCUCCAUCACUGAAGGACAGAAUUCACUGUGUGGCUUUUGUCUUAGACAUCAAGUCUACCUUGAAUCUCUCCUCUGAAAUGGUAGCAAAGCUCAAGCAAAUUCAAAAAGAAGUAUUAAAUCAUGGUAUAUCACUUGUAGCCUUGAUUACUAAAUUGAAAGAUUGCAGUGAUAUUCAAGACAACUUUUUAAGCAUGAAUAAAUUCAUAACUUCUAGCCCCCAGAUAGUGAAUUUCUCAAAAAUGCUAAACAUCCCGAUGUAUAAUAUCUUCAUGGUUCAAAACUAUGCUUCAGAACUGGAAUUGUAUCCCUUAAAAGAUAUUCUAAUUCUGACUGCACUGAAACAGAUGUUGCGUGCUGCAAAUGCUGCCUUAGAGGAUUUGCCUCUUGAAGAACCAGUUUAAGUUAUGGGAAUGUUCCAGCUCUGAAUGUGACAUCAGUUGUAUUGAUUCUGACAAUUGGCCUAACCCUCGACUGGCACAACUCAAUUGGAGUUACUCUCUGCCGACAGUCUUAUUGUGACGCUAUUCAUUUGUAUGUUGUCUUCUGUUCCAAUGACAGGCAUGAAACUGGUGUUUCCUUUAGGAAUAGUUAUACCUUAAACCCAAGACCAACUAAGUAGUCAUGAUAUAGUACCAAGCCCCCUCCAUAUUUGUGCACUAUUUACAAUUUAGUUUUUAUAGUAUACUUACAAACAUCCUCAAAAAUUAAACAUUGCCUUUCUCACUCUUCUUUAGCCUUUUAUAUAAAGUUCUUUGAGUACUAAUCACACACAUGAGUUAUUACAAAAUAAUUGCAUACUUUAGUAAAUAGGUUGUAAAUUCUAUAAAAAUAGGAUUUUGUAUGUUUUCCUCUUUUAAUAUUCACCAUACUUAGCACAGUGUCUGACUGAGAGUGAGCAUGCUUGCCAUUAUUUAGCCUUGUACUUCUCCACAGUAGCAAGAACCUGUAUUCUAAGUUUGUCUUUUUAUAAAAGAGGUGAUAGGGAGAGAAUUCAAUGUUGGCAAGUAGAAACAAAAAUAGGUUGGGAGAAUAUUUCACUUAUUUCUGAAUAAAAAUCAACUUUAGGUUAAUUAAAAUAAAUAUUUUAAUGGACUCAACUAUAUUCUGUAAAAGUAUUGUUUCUUUUUGUAAAGAUCCUAUCCUUGUUUUUCAUAAAUUAAAUUCCAAGUCAUUCUUCCCACAUCUCCAAAAGAGAGUACCCAAAUUGUCUGGUAGUUCAAAUUAAAAAGAAAUAAGUCUUCUCUCAACAAAUUCUGAAACCUUAUGUACACAGAGAAAAAAAAUUGACAACCUCUUUGGAGACUUUUGAAAAUAUUAAGAAUAGACUUUCAUAUAUCCCUGCACUUUCUCUCUUGGGCAUCUAACCCCAAAAUAAAAAUAAAAACAAAAACAAUUUAAUGUGAAAGAAUAUGCCACAUUCUUUAUUGCAUUAUUUACAAUAGCAAAGAUCCAGAAACAACCCAAGUGCCUAAAAACAGAUCAGUAGAUGAAGAAAUUAAGGUAUAUGUACAUACAAUGCAAUACUACUUAGCUAUGAGAAGAGACAAAAUAUUGAAGUUUGAUGAAACUUGAAUGAUAUUGGAAGAAGUCAGGUUAAGUGAAGUGAGUCAGAAAGAAAUUAACAAACAACAAAUAGUCUAACUCAUUUAUAGAAUAUAAAGAAACAAAGAAAUGGGGUAGAUCCCUAUUGAAACAGCCUUGAGAUACAGUCAACAGAGCUGUGAUCUGAGGGGGCAGGGCUGGGGAAGAGGUCCAUGGAUAAUAGAUAACUGGUACACUGGUUGUGGGUAUUGACUAGGAGCUCUAAAAGUAUAAAACAAUAAUAUAGCUCUUUUGUAUUAUUACAAAAAAUUAAUUUUUUAAAAGAAUUUUCUGUCUCUGGCUGACACCCAAGGACAGUAGGUACAAUGGCCAGAGGGAUUGCCCCAUAGCUAGAGAAGCCUUCUUCAUGAGUGGGGGGGAGAAGGCAGAUGGAAUAGAGAAAGGAUCACUAAGAAAAUGAUGGCUGGAGGAAACAGUUGGGAUGGGAGAUGUGUGCCGAAAGUAGAUAACGGACCAAACAUGAUGACCUCUCAGUGUCUGUGUUGCAAGUCACAAUGCCCAAAAGUAGAGAGAGAGAGUAU
Messenger RNA from Sorex araneus (European shrew), 3173 nucleotides. It is a transcript of the gene IFI44L, whose product is annotated as interferon induced protein 44 like. NCBI's taxonomy places the organism in Eukaryota, Metazoa, Chordata, Mammalia, Eulipotyphla, Soricidae. The transcript is spliced from 9 exons. The coding region runs from base 123 to 1451 and encodes 442 amino acids. The record is from RefSeq and is a predicted model, not a curated record.